AUGUUUGGAGAAACGGCCAUAGGAUAUCAGGCGGAAGACAUGGAUGUCGGAAACUCUCCUUGUUGCACCAGCGGCAACCGCAAGGUGCUCCGAAUAGGCUGUGCGCUCCUGCCCAAGAAGGUGAGCAGGUAUCUUACAAAAUCUAUGCAGCGAAUUGCCAGUAGCAGAGGAGUGGAGCUGGUACUGCUCGACCACACGAAGCCGCUUGUAGACCAGGGGGAAUAUGACGCUAUCGUCCAUAAGCUUCGGCCCAACAAAGAUUGGGAGCGAAAUCUUCAUGAGUAUAUCACAGCACGUCCGGGCGUGAAGGUGAUAGACUCGUUGGCGGGUAUCAGGAUUGUUCACAACCGAGCCACAAUGCUGCUACCGCUCCGGGAGCAUCCUGAUGGCAUUACCCUGCAGAAACCUUACUCACGUAAUGGCAGAGGAGGUUACAACAUUGCUCGGAUUCAGUCACCCACCCAGGUGGAAAUUACGGAGGGUAUGUCGCUAGCAGAGGCGCAGACGCGGUUGCGCCUAGCUGGAUUAACGCCGCCGCUGCUGGUGAAGCCGCUGUGGACGGACGGCCGCGAGGGCAGCCACGGGCUGGCUGUGCUGCACGACAUGGCGGCCAUGGGCAAGGUACUUCAGGGCGGCGUGUCGUCCUCCCUCAAGCCGCCGCUGGUGGUGCAGCAGUUUGUCGAUCACGGGGGUGUCCUGUUUAAGGUAUAUGUCCUCGGCGUGCGCACAGUGGUCUGCUUGCGGCCUUCUUUAGGCGACUCUCACCUAGGCCGGGAGGAGCGGCGCGCCGGCGUGCAGUCGCUCCCCCGCAUAUCCUGCAAGUCCAGCUACGCCAAGGGAUCACCUGAGGACAAGCUGAGCGCCGGCAUCAUUUACGACACCGCGGCGGCGGGCGGCCGGUUUUCCAGUCCCUCCGAUUUUGAUUGCGGCAGCGACGGCGUCCGUGGCAGCGGCCGUCUGGAGUCCUGGGGCCGGGUCCACCAGGGCGCCGUCAGCGCCCCGGACCUCAGCCCGCAGCGGCCACCUCCGGAGCAGCUGUUGCACCCCUCGGCGCCGCCGGAGUGGGUGACCAGCGCCCUGGCGGGGACGCUGAGGGAUAAGCUGGGGCUACAGCUGUUCAACUUCGACAUGAUAUGCCCCGCGGACCAGCCGUCGCCGCACGAGCGGCUGUAUUAUGUGGUGGAUAUUAACUACUUUCCUGGCGUGGACAAGAUCCCGGACUUUGAGCACAUCUUUGUGGACUUCCUUACUGCUACAUGCGAAGGGGACCUAGAGUGCGGGGGCGACCGGGCCUUAGCACCCGCAGAUGCUGGCCAGACCGACACGGAAAUGGCGGGUGGUGAGGACGCCGUGUCGUCGGUGUCCUCAGACAAAGGUGACGUUGGCAGGCUGCUGAUGGUAGGGGCGGAUGCACCGGCUCCAGCGGCUCCGCCACCGGCGCCGGCAGGCACCACGACCUGGGGGCCCCUCGAACAGCACUCUUGA
Messenger RNA from Volvox carteri f. nagariensis, 1485 nucleotides. RefSeq lists its product as uncharacterized. Gene Ontology annotation, biological process: inositol trisphosphate metabolic process. NCBI's taxonomy places the organism in Eukaryota, Viridiplantae, Chlorophyta, Chlorophyceae, Chlamydomonadales, Volvocaceae. Gene Ontology annotation, cellular component: cytoplasm. The record is from RefSeq and is a predicted model, not a curated record. The transcript is spliced from 7 exons. Bases 1 to 1485 code for a protein of 494 amino acids. Gene Ontology annotation, molecular function: ATP binding; inositol-1,3,4-trisphosphate 6-kinase activity; magnesium ion binding.